AUGGGCCACAGGCCCAGGACUGGUGCCAAACGUCACCGUGGCUGCGGAAGAUCAAUUGUCCAGCCCGGAGUUAGCUCUUGCCUAACAGGAGAAGCACUUUGUACAACCCUCUGUACAGAAACAACUUGCUUUAUCACUAAUAAAGGUAUUUUUCCCGAGUGUCCCUCGGUGCUGGCAGCAGCCGCGCGCUCUCUUCGCUCCGCCGCCUUCGGGCCGGCGGGACGGGGGCCGGCCCCGGGGGGCUCCCUGCCGCGGGCUGGUGGCGGCUCUCCGCAGAGCGCGCUGCUCGCGGGGCCUUUGCUGUUCGCCAGCAGCCGGCUGGCCUGGGAGCGUUGUUAUCCUUCCCGUUAUUCUCUUGCCCUGCAGUUCCUUUGUCAUUCCUGGCAAGCAGAAGGCGUCCUUCGUCACGGACUUCAGCCAGCGCGUUUCUGUGCGGUGCUGUGGGCUGCUUCGCGGCCAGCGCUCUGUGGAAGCAUUUUAGUGAAAGCCCUGUGCGUAACAACCAAUCUUACUAUUAUUCUGAUUUUGUUAGGUAACGAAAAGCACAGUAUUCAGGUUGCUUCUCAUCAGGAUGAUGGUGAACCUACGUUGCAAGACAUGGCUCUGCUUAUCGAACAAGUCACUGGUGUUCCAGUUCCCUUUCAGAAACUGAUAUACAAAGGAAAGUCUCUGAAAGAAAUGGAACAACCACUGUCAGCGCUUGGUGUUAAAAAUGGUUGCAAAGUCAUGUUGAUUGGGAAAAGGAAUAGUCCAGAAGAAGAGGCUGAAUUAAAGAAGUUAAAAGAUUUGGAGAAGUCAGUAGACCAAAUAGCUAAUAAAUUAGAGGAAGUUAAUAAAGAGUUCACAAGUAUCCAGAAGGGUUUUUUGCCAAAAGAUCUCCAAGCAGAAGCUCUGAAAAAGCUGGACAAGAGGAUAAAAGGAAUUGCAGAGCAGUUCAUGAAGAUCCUGGAACAGAUAGAUGCUAUUAAUCUGCCAGAGAAUUUCAGUGAUUGCAAACUGAAAAAGAAGGGAUUGGUGAAAAGGGUUCAGGCUUUUCUUGCCCAGUGUGAUACAGUUGAAGGAAAUAUUGGCCAAGAAAUGGAUAAGUUGCAAUCAAAGAAUUUGGCGCUGGCAGAAUGAGGCAUUGCUCUACUUAAUUAGGAAACAUAAUUGCUCUAUGAGCAAGAAGAGAAGUUUGCUCUUUGUUUUGGAGCACUUAUUCAGCUUUUUUUUUUUUUUUUUUUUUAAGCCCAGUCUGUUAGACUGGUACUAGUUAAUCAAUACUUGCUGGUUGUUAUGUUUGCCACUUGAUUAGACCUGUUAUUCUGAAAAGAAAACAAUCCUUCGUAAAGAAUUGCAGAAAUAAUAUUUGUGGUGAAUUGUCAUGUAUUUUAUGGACGAGUGCAUAGUCAACUGAGUAACAAAGUUUGCAGUGAUGGGCAAUUUUGUCUGUUAUGUCUUGGAAUUUAUUUACAGCUCAAAUCAAAGAAGAUAAUGUGAUCAUAAAGAUGCCAUAAGUCACAAUUGUGGAACUUCAGCUUGAUUGAAAAACUGAAGCAACAUCUGGAGAAGUAUAACAUUCUAGUAACAGUUCAGAGCAAUAAAAAGACCACAUAUUUGUAUCUACUUAAUGUUUGUAUGCACUGAUAAAUAUAAGAAAGCUCGAUUAUAAGGGAGUUGUACCUAUUUUAGCCUUAAAUUGUCAUAAUAAAUGGAAUGUACUCUAAUAUGUAUGGUACUUAA
Molecule: messenger RNA, 1722 nt
Organism: Tinamus guttatus (white-throated tinamou)
Lineage: Eukaryota; Metazoa; Chordata; Aves; Tinamiformes; Tinamidae
Source: RefSeq, a predicted model, not a curated record